AUUCAAUUUCGUUCGUUCUAAUAUUCCAUAAUUUUGUCCAUACUAAAUACAAUGACAAUAUUUUGUCACUCCUCCAAUUACCCGUCUAGUAAUAACAUAAAACUAUUAAUAAUAUCGUUUCGUAAUUUCACAUUUAUAAAAUAAAUAUUGUAAAAAAAGAAAAGAAAAGGAAAAGGAAAAGAAAUCGAUAUGUACGAUCGGAGUUAUACGUAAAAGAAAUUGUCCCGAUCAGACUUUAAAAUGUUAUAUACGUUUAGAUAAAAGGAAGAAUGAAUGAAUGGUUGUGGUCGAUCGUAACGAAAUGCAGUUCUCGAAGGAUGCAGUGUUUGUGAUGCGUCUGCGCGUGAAAAGGCUUAAAGAUCAGCAAGCAGGCAAGCAAGCAAGUGAACAAGCAAGUGAACAAGCAAGCAAGUGACUACCAAGUGAACAAGCAAGCAAGCAAAAUAACACCACCAGUAAUAGAAUCAGUAUGAUCAGUAGAAAGAUACAGAGGGCCAAGGAGGAGUUGUUACCCUAAGGAUGAGGGAAACUUUCUAGUUACACUCCUGGCCACCCUUCUCUCCUUCACCUUCCACCUAACCCAGCCGCCCUCCUACAGACGAGCCAAAGAAAAUUCCGUUUUCCAUUAAUCGGUGUUAACAGCAGUAAUAACAGCAACAAUAACAGCAGCAUCAGUAACACGCAGUUAAAAAAUCUAACUCAAUGAACCCUUUGUUGAAAUCUAACGUUCAUUUCAAACGAAACAUAUCCGAAGAAAUACAAAUCUUUAUAUCAUUAUCGUUAACAUCAUCAUCAUCAUUGUCAUUAUCAUCGUUGUCGUCAAUUCAAACGUAACAAUAUUUUCUCAAUUUGUUGUCUGAAAAAGUGUACCCGGAGUUUUCAUCAAGUCGUCGAAUGUUUUGUUAUCGUGUCAGAAUAUAGUGGAAAGUUAUUGAUUCUCCUUUACCUGGUGGAAACGUGCAACCAAAUUGAAAGUUCAACUAUUAACAGUUCAUAUUUUUUCGAAUAUAUAUAAUAAUAUUAUUAUUUUCGUCUAGUUAUUCUAAGGGGAUUGAAUAAACUUCAUUGAGUCAAGAUGAAGGUAGGACUGUUGAAAAAUUGUUUAUGCUAUUUCACUCUUCGUCAAGGUACCAUAUUAAUUGCAAUAAUAGAAUUGUUCAUGUCCGGAUUUAUUAUUGAUUUUUUCGUCCUGGCAUUGGCACAUGCUAUGGGAAUUCAAGAAAUGGUGGCAAGAGAUACCGAGGAUGCACUCGAGAGGGAAGCUUUGGAGGAUAUAAACAAGCGUUAUUUUAUGACACCUUGGAUGAUGGUAAUGAUGACGACAAUAUCGGCGCUUACACUAUCCUUGUUCCUUGUUGAACAGGAUUGUGCGUUCAUUGCUGUUUUCGGUGGCAAGGUAGACAUUUUCGAACGUGUGAUCGUGUUGUUAUUUGUUAUCACGUUUUCCUAUUUAUGGUUCGUCGUGUAUAGUACGUACAAGGGUCUUGAAAUAAAAAAAGGAUUAACGCACGAAGUACACAGUGUCAACAAGAAAGAUCCAUUAUCGAUUGCAGAAGGUUCAAAAUCGUUUCACGUGACAGCUAAUAAACCCAACGAGGUUUAAAGUUCUUCUCUUUUCUUUUUUAAGAAAAAAGAUGUGAAAAAUAAGUAACAAACCGAAAAAAAUAAAAACGCACACACACAUACACAUAUACAUAUAUAGAUACACACAACAAAUAGAUGUUUAAGAUAUAAUAUGUUCAAGUAAAAGAAAAAAAAAAAUAAAUACAAAUACAUACAUACAUAUAUCUGUAUCUUAUAAGUGUAUGCGCAGGACGAAUUCAUUUUAAUCGCUUCCAUCGUAUAUAUACAAUACACAA
Polistes canadensis is the source of this 1859-nucleotide messenger RNA. RefSeq lists its product as uncharacterized. The transcript is spliced from 5 exons. The coding region runs from base 1076 to 1603 and encodes 175 amino acids. NCBI's taxonomy places the organism in Eukaryota, Metazoa, Arthropoda, Insecta, Hymenoptera, Vespidae. The record is from RefSeq and is a predicted model, not a curated record.